CGGAGGCAGUGCUGGGAAUUCGUUGCACUUUUAACAGUUGUUGCUGACUCGGCAAAAUCUGGCAGGAGUUGGCGGAAGAGGAGAAGGAAGAACAACAACAUCCAGCUCACAGCUGCAACAGAGACAAGACCACUCCUCCAGCUCGCUCCUUGUUCACCCUUCACCCUGCACACACACACACACGCACGCGCACGCACGACGAUGGGCCAGAAGCAGGCGCGGCCAGGCGGGCCACCCAUACCACCAGCCAUCAAUGGUGGUGGUGAUGGGGAGAAGAAGAAGAAGAAGAAGCCAAGGUCCAGAGGCAUGAUGAUGACAGAAAACAAACACUAUGUGAGCAGCAGCAGCAUCGAUGAGAGCCUGUCGUCACCAGCGGCGUCGACACCGCCCCCACAGUCAACCUCCUCCUCUGCCUCCUCGCCCUCCGUUGAGCUGCCAGCGAUGAACCGGAGCGACCUCACCGUCGUGCGCGAGGUUGGCCAGGGCACGUUUGGGCCCGUGCUGGAGGCGGAGAUCACAGCGCCCCACAAGUACGGUGCACAGACGGCGCUGCUCGUCCUGCAGGAGCGGGAGGAGGACGCAGACGCGUUCCGCCAGCGCGUCGCUUGCGCAGCCAGCACAGCGCAGCCUGCGCUUGUUCGCGUCAUCGGCUGUGCAGUGGCCGCGUCGCCGGGCUUUGCCGCCUUGGAAAAUGUGUUCCGCGGCACCCUGCACCACUUCUUGCGCAUCAGCCGCAGUGACCCAGAUCACGAAGAACAGGCCAGCAUCAGCGUCAACGAGCAGAUCCAAAUCUGCCUCGCCUGCUGCAAGGCCGUCGCAUACCUCCACUCACAAGGGGUCACCGCUGACGAUGUGAGUGCAGCUGCGUUCUUCAUCACCAGCAAACUGCAUGUGAAGCUGUGCAACCUGGGCACGGGGCCUGCCACGUGUCCACAGAACUACGCCGAGUUCAACGGCACGCAAGUGCCACUCCGCUGGCUGGCACCGGAAACACUGCAAACACACACACUCGAACCCGCAUCAAACGUCUGGAUGCUGGGCGUCACCAUGUGGGAGGUGCUGUCGUUUGCGCGGGAGCCGUGGACGGGAACGACAGACGAGGAAGUUGUGGACCUUAUUUCCAGUGGCAGCACACUCGAGCGUCCCGAAGCGUGUCCGGAGCAGGUCUUUGAGGUGAUGACGUCAUGCUGGGCGCCUGGCCCCGCCCACCGGCCUGCCGCAAAACACGUGGCCUCCAUCCUCUCUGCCAUCGACGCGCUCACAUAUGCACACACGUUCGCGUCGUUCUCGAACGGCGUCGUUGGCGCGCCAGACAUCAAGAUGCGCGCAAACGCAGCGUACAGCAGUGGUGUGGUUGCCCCUGGCGACGAGCACGUGAGCGCAAUGACUACUUGCGACGGGGGUGGCGAUACGGGCGAGGGAAUGGCGGGACUGCAGGUCGGGGCAUCUGGGUAUGUGGAUGAUCCGUCCUUGUGCGAGGAUGAUGGCGAUGGAGAGGUGAACAAGGAAGGCCUGACGUCUGGGUACGUGGAUGAUCCAGCACUGCACGCGGAGACGAAGAAGAAGGAAGAGCUGACGUCUGGGUAUGUGGAUGAUCCAGCACUGCACGCGGAGACGAAGAAGAAGAAGGGAGGGCUGACGUCUGGGUAUGUGGAUGAUCCAGCACUGCACGCGGAGACGAAGAAGAAGAAGGGAGGGCUGACGUCUGGGUAUGUGGAUGAUCCAGCACUGCAUGCGGAGACGAAGGAGAAGGAAGGGCUGACGUCUGGGUACGUGGAUGAUCCAGCACUGCAUGCGGAGACGAAGGAGAAGGGAGGGCUGACGUCUGGGUAUGUGGAUGAUCCAGCACUGCACGCGGAGACGAAGAAGAAGGAAGGGCUGACGUCUGGGUAUGUGGAUGAUCCAGCACUGCACGCGGAGACGAAGAAGAAGGAAGGGCUGACGUCUGGGUAUGUGGAUGAUCCAGCACUGCACGCGGAGACGAAGAAGAAGGAAGGGCUGACGUCUGGCAUCACCAGCGCUUGCAGCAGCACACUCGACCGCCGCCCCCAGCACAGGGGCGGGCAGCAGCAGCAGCAGCAGCAGCAGCAGCAGCAAUAUGAAGGAGAUCCACGAAACAUGGCAGAGCCACGCACAGUGAGGUUGCGAAGUGUUUGGCUGAAUGAUGACGACGAUGACGAAGGUGGUGGUGACCAUGGGCGUGAUGGUGCCAUGGGUGCAGAGAGCAGCACAGACCCGCAGCCAACAGCACAAGGGUGCGAUGGUGAUGGAGGUGAUGGUGGCGAUGAUGACAACACGCUGCAAAAGAAGCAGAAGAUUAAGAAGCCGUUCUCGCUUGCGGCAAGCGCAAUACGCAAGCGCUUUGCUCGCACCAGCAAACAGCAGCAGGCCAGUGGCGAGCGGGGCGAAGACGAGGAAGUUCGCGUGGGCACCAAGCCCAGUACACCCGAGCAACAACACCAACAACACUCACAAGGCGAACACGGCGAUGGUUACGUGGACGGCGUGAUUGCACCACCAGCGUCCACACAGACCGCAUCAACAACAGCAGCAACAGCAACAGCAACAGCAACAACAUCUGUGCAAGACCAUCCUGCCCAAACGUCACCAGUGCCACCACUGCAGGCAUCUGAUGACGCUUCACCCUCAAGCGACGGCGAUGGCACGGUCGAGUUCACCACGAACGUGCGCUGCGUUUCCCUCCAGCGCGGGCCAGAUGGCUUUGGCUUCGUGAUCAAAGGCAAUGCGCCAGUGACGGUGACGGCGCUCGAUGAAGGGAGUGCGGCGGAGGUUGCGGGCCUGCACGUGGGCGAUGUGUUUAUUGCGCUCAACGGCGAGCUUGUGUACUUCCUCUCCCAGAAGGAGGUGGUUGCUCGCAUCAAGGCUACAGGCGCAGGCGCCAUCCAGCUCCUCGUCAAGACGCUGACGCCGGAGCAGCUGACGCAGGAGGCUGCUGCCACUCGGGAGGAAAACACGCGCCCGCGAGCAUAUGCAUCUCUGCCGUAUCGUGAGUUUGCACGUGCGAAGCGGGAAGGCAGCACCUUUGAGCUCUUCAAGACAAAGCUCCACAGCGCCCGUGCCCUCUGCUUGUCGCCGCCAACUCCUGCUUACGACUACGAGGUGUGCACUGGGCUUGGGUUGGCGUGGAAGACGUUGAAGAAUAUGACAUUGAAAGGAACACCACGGGACGUGGGGGUGCCGGGACAAGGGCACGCCCCCGCCCAGCCAACACACCUCGCCUUCGGCACCUCCACGACAUCCAACAGGCAGAUCGCGUGUGGUGCGUCCAAGUAG
Salpingoeca rosetta is the source of this 3294-nucleotide messenger RNA. RefSeq names its product TK protein kinase. NCBI's taxonomy places the organism in Eukaryota, Choanoflagellata, Craspedida, Salpingoecidae. The coding region runs from base 202 to 3294 and encodes 1030 amino acids. Gene Ontology annotation, biological process: protein phosphorylation. Gene Ontology annotation, molecular function: ATP binding; protein binding; protein tyrosine kinase activity. The transcript has 12 exons. The record is from RefSeq and is a predicted model, not a curated record.